Messenger RNA from Drosophila serrata, 2073 nucleotides. Its product is annotated as nose resistant to fluoxetine protein 6-like. The record is from RefSeq and is a predicted model, not a curated record. NCBI's taxonomy places the organism in Eukaryota, Metazoa, Arthropoda, Insecta, Diptera, Drosophilidae. Gene Ontology annotation, molecular function: acyltransferase activity, transferring groups other than amino-acyl groups.
AUGCUUAACGUUAUUAGUAUUUUAUUGCUCGCGUUGCUCGUUGUCAACGGUGCCUCACAGUCCAAGGAUUCUGAAGUGUUGCAACAAUACGAGGCAUUGCAACAACUUGAAGCCUUGGGAGUGGAAUUUGCGAAAUAUUUUAGAAAUGUUACAUUGGAAAGCUUGGGUGUAUUGGAUUUCCAAGUGCCCAGACAAGAAGAUAUCGUAUGCAUUCAGGAUUUGGCAGAAGUAAUGAAGGGCCUUUCGAGCAGACAGCGUUGGGCCCUGAAGAUGAUUGAUUCAUGGGGAUCCGUUCCCUCUGGAGUACUUAUUGGCAAUGCCUUCAACUUGGGUAACUUCGAUGAGUGUCUAUCAAUUAGCCAGACGAUUAGCAGCAACCAGAAAAUAAAUGGAAAAUAUUGUUUUCUCCUCGUAAACCAAUUGAGGAUUGCAACUUGCUUUCCAGCCUCUUGUUCGGCCACUCAAAUGCAGCCCUUUCUGGACCAACUUCUUCAUAAAAUCAUCAGUUCUAAUAGUUCCAGCAUAAGCAUGAGGAUUAGCGAAACCAGUUGCCAGACAAGUGAACUCGUACCAUGGGAUGGACUCACCAUUUUAACAAUAGUUGUGUUAUCAUUAAUGGCAUGCAUUGUGAUAGCAUUUACAAUGUUUGACUUCAUCAUGUGCCAUGAUCAGAAAAAUAUUCCAUUUCUGGUAAAGGCUCUAUCAGCUCGUGCCAACUCCAGAGCUCUUUUCCGAAUUGUGCCAAACAAAUCGAAUCCAAAUGUGAUUGAGUGCUUCCAUGGAAUUCGUUGCAUGUCACUCCUUUGGGUAAUUUAUGCCCACGAGUACAUAUUCUUUUUGAGGACUCCCAACCUGAAUAACGCGGAUAUACAGAAUUGGAUGGUUGAACCCUUUGCCAGCUUCACUCUGCAUGGUUAUUUCGCAGUAGAUUCCUUUUUCGUCCUUGGAGGCCUACUCGUUUCCAUGAUUGCAUUGCGUGUUAUGGAGAAAACCAACGGAAGACUGAAUCCUCUGCUGAUGUAUCUGCACCGCAUUAUCCGCCUCCUGCCAGUCGUGGCCUUUGCCAUUCUCGUCUACAUGACGAUGAUGAACGUGGUCAGCGGUGGACCAAUGCUUAAAUAUGGAUAUCACGGGAAGGCGGCUUGCUCGAAGGGUUGGUUUUGGACCUUGCUUUUCAUCCAGAACUAUGCAGUCUUGGACAUUUGUUUAGAUCACACGUGGUACUUAGCGGUGGAUAUGCAGCUCUACUUAAUAUCCCCUCUUCUGCUGAUAGCUCUCUACAAGUGGAAAAACAAGGCUGUUGCUGGAAUUAUAACUCUUAUAGUCCUGCUUUCCGGCUGCCUGUUUGCCACACAAAUGGUUAAUAAGUAUUCACUUCUCAUUAAGAAUAGCUCUGAUGACGAUGAAGUGGCCAAUAAAAAACUGUACUUGGCCACACACACACAUGCUGCUCCCUGGCUGAUUGGAUUCCUGUUCGGAUAUUUCUUACAUGUAAAUUGGGGAAUAAAGUUCCUGAUAAGAAAAACGAUUGUGUGGACAGGAUGGAUCCUAAGCCUGGCAAUGAUCUUCACCUCAAUCUUUGCCCUCUAUCCGGCGGCCCAGUGGAGUGCUCCUCCUCUGUCCACCUUGGCGGAGUCUUUGUACUACACCCUCACCCGCCUGGCCUGGCCAUUGGCCAUCUGCUGGAUCAUCUUUGCCUGCAUGCAAGGAUACGGGGGACCGGUCAACAGUUUCCUCUCCUCACCACUGUGGCAGCCACUCUCCAGGCUCUCCUACUCCAUAUACAUCUGGCACAUGUUCGUCCAGGAGGUGAAUAGCAGGAAUGUCAGGACGAACACAUAUUUCUCAAACUACUCUGCGAUGGAACACUUCUGGUUUGACUUGGGCUUCACCGUGCUGUUGUCCUACUACUUUUACCUUAUAAUUGAGGCUCCUCUUUGCGGAUUCGAUAAUCUUUUAAGGCCUCGUCGGGUCUCGCCUGCGGUUGAAAGGCCACCGCUAAUUUCAGAUCAAGGCAAUGUGCCGGAAUGUGCUAAUGAGAAUGAAUCAAAACCCAUACCUAUCACUGACUAG